CCCCCUGGUCCCUGGGCUCGGCUCCCUCCCUCCACCCUCCAGCCGGCGGCGGUUGUUGUUCAGCGGCGGCGGCCGCCGCUUGGGUCGUAACCUCCGGCCGCCCGCUCGCUAGUCGGUCCGCGCGCGUGGCCAUGGAGCUGGAAGUGCCGGACGAAGCGGAGAGCGCCGAGGGGGGGACCGUGACUUCGGAGGUGACCUGGGCCGCGGAGAGCGGCGCGGCAUCAGGUCUGACCCAGAAAAAGAUGGCCCUGACUGAGGCCCCAAUGAUGACCGGACAGCCAGGCCCUGGUCAUGGGAGGAAGCUGGGCCAUCGGGGCGUGGAUGCGUCUGGCGAAACCACUUACAAAAAGACCACGUCUUCCACCCUGAAAGGGGCCAUCCAGCUGGGCAUUGGCUACACUGUGGGCAACCUGAGCUCCAAGCCAGAGCGGGAUGUGCUCAUGCAGGACUUCUACGUUGUGGAGAGCAUCUUCUUUCCCAGUGAAGGCAGCAACCUCACUCCUGCCCACCACUUCCAGGACUUCAGGUUCAAGACCUAUGCACCUGUCGCCUUCCGCUACUUCCGGGAGCUCUUUGGGAUCCGGCCAGACGAUUACUUGUACUCGCUGUGCAACGAGCCAUUGAUCGAGCUCUCCAACCCCGGUGCCAGUGGCUCCCUCUUCUACGUCACCAGCGAUGAUGAGUUUAUCAUCAAGACUGUGAUGCACAAGGAGGCAGAGUUCCUGCAGAAGCUGCUGCCUGGCUACUACAUGAACCUCAACCAGAACCCACGGACGCUGCUGCCCAAGUUCUACGGACUGUACUGUGUGCAGUCGGGGGGCAAGAACAUCCGUGUGGUGGUCAUGAACAAUAUCCUGCCCCGCAUGGUCAAGAUGCACCUCAAGUUCGACCUCAAGGGCUCCACGUACAAGCGGCGGGCCAGCAAGAAGGAACGGGAAAAGAGCAUCCCCACCUACAAGGACUUGGACUUCAUCCAGGACAUGCCAGAGGGGCUCCUGCUCGACGCUGACACCUUCUCUGCACUCGUCAAGACGCUGCAGCGGGACUGCCUGGUGCUGGAGAGCUUCAAGAUCAUGGACUACAGCCUGCUCCUGGGCGUGCACAACAUCGACCAGCAGGAGCGGGAGCGGCAGGCCGAGGGUGCCCAGAGCACGGCGGAUGAGAAGCGGCCGCUGGGCCAGAAGGCACUUUACUCCACAGCCAUGGAAUCCAUCCAGGGCGGGGCUGCGUGUGGGGAGGCCAUUGAGACGGAUGACACGAUGGGUGGGAUCCCUGCAGUGAAUGGCCGCGGGGAGCGUCUGCUCCUGCACAUUGGGAUCAUCGACAUCCUGCAGUCCUACAGGUUCAUCAAGAAGCUGGAACAUACCUGGAAGGCUCUUGUCCAUGAUGGGGACACCGUCUCCGUCCACCGUCCCAGUUUCUAUGCCGAGCGUUUCUUCAAGUUCAUGAGCAACACAGUUUUCCGGAAGAACUCCUCCCUGAAGUCGUCGCCAUCCAAGAAGGGCCGUGGUGCCUUGUUGGCAGUCAAGCCCCUGGGGCCCACAGCUGCCUUCUCAGCCAGCCAAAUCCCCAGUGAGCGGGAGGACGCGCAGUAUGACCUGCGGGGAGCCCGCAGCUACCCCACAUUGGAGGACGAAGGUCGGCCCGACCUCCUACCCUGCACUCCACCUUCUUUUGAGGAGGCCACCACGGCAUCUAUUGCCACGACCCUGUCUUCCACGUCCCUCUCCAUCCCAGAGCGGUCCCCCUCAGAGACCUCAGAGCAGCCAAGGUACAGGCGGCGCACACAGUCCUCCGGACAGGAUGGCCGGACCCAGGAGGAGGCACACAUGGAGGAGGACCUGCAGCAGAUCACGGUGCAGGUGGAGCCCACAUGCAACGUGGAGAUAGUGGUCCCCAAGGAGGAGGAAGAGGGGGUGGAAGCUUCCCCCGCCUGUGCCUCUGCUGCUGCUGUCGAAGUAGAAACCGCCAGCCAGGCCUCAGAGCCCGCCAGCCAGGCCUCAGAUGAGGAGGAUGCUCCCGCCACUGACAUCUACUUUUUCACGGAUGGGAGGUACUGGAUUUACUCUCCCCGGCACCACCGACUGCGGGCCAUGACGCUGAGCUCCUCGGGGACUCCCACCGAUGAGAGGAGCUGGGUGUACUCCCCACUCCACUAUAGUGCACAGGCCCACUCAGCCUCCGACGGCGAGAGCGACACAUAAUUUCUAUGCAGUCACCAACCCAUAAGAAUGGAGCACACACUCAGCGAGCCCAGCUCGGCCCAGAGCACAGGAGGUGCCACCUGGCUGCCACUGGUCUCACUCGCCCACGUCCUCCCCUUGGCGGUGGUCGCUGAUGCUCCGGGCUGCAAAGCGAUCGCCCCCGGCUCCGUUGACUACCUACGCCUGUGAUACUGUGAACCUUCCUGAGUUCCCAAUCAUGUAUUUAUUUUGGGUCCUUACUCUUUGCACAGAGACAGCAGCACAUGAGUGCUUUUUUGGAUAAAGAAAAAAAGAACAGUGGAAAAAGAAGAAACUCCAUUCUAAGCACUUUUUAGUUCUUUGCUAUGCUUGCAUGUGUCUUGCUGAGGGAACAAGACCUGUCUGCUGAAAACCCCACUCUGAGUUUCCGCAGGCACCUCCCUGCUCCACCUGCAUCUUGGAUGGGGCGCCUUGGAGGGAAGAGCCGCCAGAUCCCCACUGGUUCCCAGGGCGCCUCUGGAGGCCACCCACUCAGGCCCAGCCGCUGCUCUCGGCUCAGGUUUGUGGGCCAGGAGCUGGACAUCUGUCCUUGGGGAGGCCGACUGGUGGUCCAGGGCUGGCUACCACCCGGCUGACCCCUCAAUCUCUCGACAUCUGUUUCCCACCACCCCCUCCUCCCAGGUGACUUGGGGGCAAAAAUAGCCAGGCAGCGAAGAGUACAGACACACGACUGCGCCUCUAGGUGGAGUUCAGGGCUGUGGACAUCUCUGUCACCUGUGCGGACAGCUCAGUGUGUGGAAGAUAGGGCCCAAGUGAUGGGAGACAGCCUUUCCAAGCAGGCUUUCCAAAACAGCUGACUCAGAGGCAGCACCCAUGCCCUCAGCCACAGGACUCCCCGAGAGCUCGUGUCCUGGAGCAGGGGCUCUCCCCGUGGGCGCACACGGGGCCUAGAGGGCCAGGCUCUCCAGCAAGAGUUCCCCCAACUGGGGUGGGGAUCGUCUCUUUCAUUUUUAAAUGAUGAUGACGCCUGUGCUGAUUAAAGGAUAGGGAGAGAAAUUCUUCAUGAAGAACAAUACGGUUGUUUUUAUUUUUCUGUCAUCUUCAGCAGGGGCAGCCAUUCCUGGGCCCGGAGCUCCAGUGGGUGGCUGCCAGGUUACCCUGCUGUGUCCAGAGAAGGCUACUGGAACCAACAGCUUUGCAGGGCCUCUCCCUCCACCUAGACACACUCCCACCUCCUGAGGUGAAAUAUCAGUGGUGGCUGUCCCUUCUGUACUCUGCAGACCCCCACCAACUCAGUUCCACAUGGGAGGAGCUGGGAACCGGCUCAGAGCGAAGCCACACCUUUUAGAAGAAUUUCUCCGCUGCCCUGCUUCCCUGGUGGAGCCCCAGACAGCCAGACAACCCGCCGACCCAGGAACCUGAGUUCUUCAGUCCUCGCAAGCUGCAUACGCUGUUGCUCCUUCCUGCUGUGCAGGUCCCUCAUCCCACUUCAGACAGUCUGCUGGAGGGAGCCUGUUGGUCUGGCUGCUGUCUGCUCUUCUCUGGAGAGCAAGGCUGCACCCCGAGGGCUCUCUUCUCACUGUCAGCAUGGGAGCAGCACCCCAGCUCUGAGCAGGGCCAUGGGGGACACUCCAUGCAGCCUGGGGAAAGGGACCCUCAGAGGACCUGUCAGAAUAAGCUUGCAGGUGGCCUGAAUAAGAAGCAAAAGUGCAUCCUCUCCCUCCUGCCCAAGGAGCGUUUCUCCAGACCCUGGGGAGCACCCUCACCUGGAUAUCAGACUGGUGCCUGUCUGCAGGUACUGUGGCCAAAUGCCACAAGUCACCAGUCUGUCCCUGACCACUCCCACCAAGAGGGAAGACAGGCAGAGUUCAGGAGGUGCAUCUCAGGCCUGGGAGACUUAACAGGGACUGCUGUGUCAACCAAACGCCAACGAGAGAGCCCUCACCCAGGCUCCCAGAGACCAGGCACCAUAGACAUCCUGAGCCCUGGUGGAGAUGGCCAUUACAGCAGGCAGAGUCCUGGAGCAGUGGGCUCUGCGUCCCAGGCGUCCUUGGCCAGGGUAUCUGGAGCUGUAGGAGCAAGGAGGGGAGCUGCCUGCGUGGCCCCCUCAGGUCCCCAGCCCUUGCUGGGUACCUCGGCCUUUCCUGAGUGAAUCACAGAACAAAUGUGCUGGUCGGAUGCUGACUCACAGGAGUAAUUUGCAAACCUCCUGGAUAUGACAUUACUAUUUUUGUUUGAAGUCAGGAAGACCCCUUCGGAGACCCAUUUUGUGUUGUGUUCUUUGUCCCAGGACUGGGCAGGGGAGCAGGAAGGCAAGACCUUAUUUAUAACUGUACUGAACUCAUGGCCUUCCUCAGACCCCUGACCAGGAAGGCCCUGGUCCCACCCAGCUGUCACCCUGCCCCCCCUACCCCAUCCCCCAGAUGGAAAUCUGUAAAUUGCCCUGUUUCCCUCCUGGCUCAUCUCUGAUGGCCGCUGUCGCUGAGAAUGUGAGCAGCGUCUGACUUGCUGUACUGUAAAAAUGAAAGGCAUUUCCCGAGGCUAACAAGGUGGAGCCUUCUGUGAGUCCCCUGCCAGCCUCCUCUCCUCAACCCCUUUGCCUCCACCACCUGGCUCAGUGCAAUACCCCCAUCCCUGAUGGGGUCUCUUGCCAUGGUACUGUCGCCGCAGCCCCUCUGUCCCCAUCCCAACCUUGUUUUUAUGGCUGAACUGAUUUUGAAACACAACGUAACUGCAAACCUUGUGUGUCUUAAUUCUCACCGGGGCUUCAACGUGCUCAGCCCCCGGUCUGGUAUGUGACAAUCCAGAGUGAAGCCUCCUGUGGGCGCCUCUGUAACCUUGCAGCCACUGCUGGCCCUGAUAACACUCGUAUGCAGCCCCGGGCCCCAUCCCCGCCGCCCCUUCCUCUUUUUAUGUUGAAAGAUCUCUCUAAUAAAUUG
This is a messenger RNA of Pteronotus mesoamericanus, 5122 nucleotides long. It is a transcript of the gene PIP5K1C, whose product is annotated as phosphatidylinositol-4-phosphate 5-kinase type 1 gamma. The record is from RefSeq and is a predicted model, not a curated record. Gene Ontology annotation, molecular function: 1-phosphatidylinositol-4-phosphate 5-kinase activity. The transcript is spliced from 19 exons. Gene Ontology annotation, cellular component: plasma membrane. Gene Ontology annotation, biological process: phosphatidylinositol phosphate biosynthetic process. The coding region runs from base 132 to 2204 and encodes 690 amino acids. NCBI's taxonomy places the organism in Eukaryota, Metazoa, Chordata, Mammalia, Chiroptera, Mormoopidae.